Messenger RNA from Paramecium sonneborni, 776 nucleotides. NCBI's taxonomy places the organism in Eukaryota, Ciliophora, Oligohymenophorea, Peniculida, Parameciidae. The record is from the annotation of a GenBank genome assembly.
AAAACUAAAUAUAUGAUUCCAAGGAAAACUUUAUUAAAAAGUCCUUAAAGUUUUAAAGUACAUAUAAGAAAAUUGCCUCCUCUUUUGAGAGAAGAAGAAUUCUAUGCAACAAUUUAAGAAUUUAUGAAUGAUAUUGUGGUAAAAUAUUAUGCGAAAGGAAAAUUGAAGUAAUAAUACCAUUCAUAAUAAGAGAGUAAGAAAAAAUAGAUUCCAAAUGUUAUUUAUAUUUUAACAGCGAUUCAGCAAUGAAUAAAUUUAUUUAAGGUUAUAAAAAAGUAUUUUGUGAUGAAAAAGGUUUGUAUUAUUUACCAGAUAUAGGUAAAUCUUUACUUCAAAAUUAGUAAGAUUUAAUGAGAAAUAAACCUAAUCCUUUAGAAGGCGAAUUUAAAAAAACAGAAAUAUAUAAGAAAUUUAUACAAUAAUAAGAAGAGGAAUAAAAAUAAUAAUAAUUAGAAAAAGAAAAUUCUUAGCUAUAAUAAUUGAAGGAUGAGUAAAAAAGUUUAGAAGAAAAGCCAAAGAAAUUUGAGAAGGUCAAAACUCAUAUAAUUAUGGAAUUAGAAAAAGAAUACUUGAAAAAGAAGGAAUUGAAAACUUAAAUAGAUAACUUGACAAAUACAAAAAAUAUUAUCAAAUUAAAUUGUGAGGAGGAGGGUAGAAUAAUUGAAAGAACUUUUGUAAUUAAAAUAAAUUAUAAAUUAUAGAUUUUUGUACCAAAAGCGAAAAAUUGAAUGUGAAUCAAAUUAAUAAGUAAACAUAAAUAAAUAAUUGAAUGAUCC